Molecule: messenger RNA, 3981 nt
Organism: Oncorhynchus mykiss (rainbow trout)
Lineage: Eukaryota; Metazoa; Chordata; Actinopteri; Salmoniformes; Salmonidae
Product: short transient receptor potential channel 4-associated protein
Biological process (GO): ubiquitin-dependent protein catabolic process
Cellular component (GO): Cul4A-RING E3 ubiquitin ligase complex
Molecular function (GO): phosphatase binding
Source: RefSeq, a predicted model, not a curated record
CCGUAACUUCCUGUUUAGACAAGCGAAAGAGGAAGUAUGGCGACAACAGAGCGACUCGGGCCCUCUCGGACCCGAAGAAAUAGUAAUAAAAACAUACUUACAAGGAUCAGACAUGGACAAAUUAGUGGCGGGGGACUUAGUCGAGGCACAGAGAUGUCUGAGGCCCUACUUCAAGAGAGGGACCAUCAGGCCAAGUGGCAUGGGAUUCCAGUGAUGCUGCAGAGACUGUAUGACAGCAGUCACCUCAACAGUGACCUCUCCCAGAUCCACUCCAUUAUCAAGGAAGUGGCAUCUUUUCUCUCCAUGGAGGCAAUGUCUUUUGUGACAGAGGAGAGGAGAACAGCACAGGAGUCCACCUCUCCCAACACAUACACCUUUGACCUCUUUGGCGGCGUUGACUUACUAGUGGAGAUUCUGAUGAGACCCACCCUGACCACGCAGACCAAUUUCCCGAAAAUGAGUGAUGACCUCGUCAAGGAUUGUUUAAGUGUUCUGUACAAUUGUUGUAUAUGUAUGGAAGGAGUCACUAAAAGUCUGGCAUCACGAGAUGACUUUGUCAUGUUUUUGUUUACGCUCAUGUCAAACAAGAAGACAUUUUUGCAAACUGCCACAUUGAUUGAGGACAUUCUUGGGGUCAGGAAGGAGAUGAUCCAGCUGGAGGGCAUCCCCAACCUGCCCAGUCUGGUCCAGAGCUUCAACCAGCAGCAGCUGGCCAACUUCUGCCGCAUCCUGUCAGUCACCAUCACUGAGCCGGACCUGGGCAACGAUGACAAGCACACACUGCUGGCUAAAAACGCCCAGCAGAAGACCAACCUCUGCCCUUCCCACUCUGAAGUCAACCAGGUGGCCCUGCUGAACAUCCCGGGCUUCAUUGAGCGGCUGUGUAAGCUGGCUACCAGGAAGGUGUCUGAGGCCUCGGGGGCAUCCAGCCUGCUGCUGGAGCUUCAGGACUGGUACACCUUGCUGGACAACGCCCUGGUGCUGGACACUCUUAUGCAGAUGGCCACAGAGGACGCCGAGCAGAGCAGCACAGAGUCGCCAGACGAGAGCUCUCUGGUCACCAGUCCUCUCAGGCACAGUCUGCCCCAGUCCAUGAAGAUCGUCCAUGAGAUCAUGUACAAGGUGGAGGUUCUCUAUGUGCUCUGUGUGCUCCUCAUAGGCCGCCAGAGGAACCAGGUUCACAGAAUGCUUGCAGAGUUCAAACUGAUUCCAGGUCUCAACAACCUGUUUGACAAGCUGAUCUGGAGAAAGCAGACGUCCACCCACGUCCUCCACGGCCAGAACCAGAACUGUGACUGCAGCCCGGAGAUCUCCUUUAAAAUCCAUUUUCUACGACUACUCCAGAGCUUCAGCGACCAUCAUGAGAACAAGUAUCUCCUCUUGAACGCUCAGGAGCUGAAUGAGCUCAGUGCCAUCUCUCUGAAGGCCAACAUCCCUGAGGUGGAGGCUCUCGUCAACACGGACAGAAAUCUAAUCUGUGAUGGUAAAAAGGGCCUCCUGACACGGCUACUUUCAGUCAUGAAGAAAGAACCGGCCGAAUCCUCAUUCAGGUUCUGGCAGGCGAGGGCGGUGGAGAGCUUCCUGAGAGGAUCCACCUCCUACGCUGACCAGGUGUUCUUGCUCAAGAGAGGCCUGUUGGAGCACAUCCUGUUCUGCAUCAUAGACAGCGGCUGUAAGUCCAGGGAUGUGCUGCAGAGUUACUUUGACCUGCUGGGGGAACUCAUGAAGUUCAACAUCGACUCCUUCAAGAGGUUCAACAAAUACGUCAACACAGAGGAGAAGUUCCAGACGUUCAUGACCCAGAUCAACAGCUCUCUGGUGGACUCCAACAUGCUGGUGCGUUGUAUCAUCCUGUCCCUGGACCGCUUCGAGAGCCAGACUGACGAUGUGAGAGUUGUGGAGGUGCUGUCAGAGUGCAGUCUGUUGUCCUACAUGGUCCGCGUGGAGAACAGACUAACCAUCCUCUUCAGGCUCGUCAACAUCAUCAACGUGCAGACGCUCACACAGGAGAAUGUGAGCUGUCUGAACACCAGCCUGGUGGUAUUGAUGCUGGCCAGGAGACAGAGUAAGCUGUCCCUCUACCUCAACGCCCUGAGAGAGAAGGAGUACACAGAGAAAUACCCCGGCUGCCUGCUCAACAACUUCCACAACCUGCUGUGCUUUUGGCAGCGCCACUACCUCAACAAGGACAAGGACAGCACCUGUCUGGAGAACAGUUCCUGUAUCCUCUUCACCUAUUGGAAGGAGACCGUGUCGGUUCUGUUGGACUCAGACCGGACUUCACUAUGUGCCAUAGCCAGCUACAUCGACGAGGCCUACAUGGAUCUGGGAAGAGACUUUCUGGAAGUUUAGUCCCUGGGAAGCCGUCUCUGGAAAAGGGAAAAGAUGGGUGGAUGGAAAGAAGAGAGAGAAAAGAGGAGAGGCAAUGUCUCAAUCACCUGAAGACUGAACAGAUCUGAGCGCUCACUUCUUCACAUAGCUGUUAUUCAGGGAUCCAUCGGUGUACAGAAUGACUGUGUGCACAGUUUUGGGCAUGUGUAUGUAUUUUUGCAUGUGUGUGGAUAUGCUUUAGUGGGUGUGUGUGGAUAUGCUUUAGUGGGUGUGUGAGUAUUGGCUGUAGGAGUGGAUGCGUAUGCUUGUGUCGUGUGUGUGGAUAUGCUUUAGUGGGUGUGUGAGUAUUGGCUGUAGGAGUGGAUGCGUAUGCUUGUGUCGUGUGUGUUUAGCAGUGGAGGCUGGGGAGAGGAAUUAUAGGAGGACGAGCUCAUUGUAGUGGCUGGAAUGGAAUAAAUGGGUUGGGUUAAACGUGGUUUCUGUAUGUUUGUGUUUGAUACUGGUCCAUUUAUUCCAUUCCAGACAUUACAAUGAGCCUGUCCUCCUAUAGCUCCUCCCACCAGCCUCAUCUGGUGCAUAGCUGUGUUGGGGUGUGUCACAUGCUGGAGUUUCCAUUCUGUUUUAUCUGUGGGGGAAAACAGUCAGCCGAUCAGCAGCCUUUCACUAACGGAAGGGAGAUUUCUCGUACCCGGUUGUCACUAGUUACCACAGCCACAAAGUCAUAACCCCCUGCCUAUUUCUCUAAUUUCUAUUCUUAAAAUGGAAUUUCAAACCUAACUUUAACCACACUGCUAACCUUAUGUCUAAUCUUAAAUUAGGACUAAAAUGCUAAUUUUUGUUUAUAUUAAUUAUUACGUUAUAGCCCAUGUAGUCUUUGUGGCUGUGGUAACUAGUGGAAACCUUCCUACCCUCUGGCAAAAAAACGACGGUCCAACUUCAUAUUGAGUGUUACCAAAACCCUGCAUUUACAUGGUAAUUACACUGGUGGAUAUAGUGGGUACACAUACACGGUUAGUACUUACAACUGGUAUACCUGUUUUGGUGCUAGUGUAAUAGUCAAACACGAAGGAGAGGUUUUAACACAAUCCAUUUUGAAUUUGUUUGCAGAUAUAAAGCAUGUUAAAUCCAUUUUGUUGUGCAGUCAACAGUCAAGUACACCAACAGGGAAAAGAACAUUACUCUAUCUAACGGUAUCUCAUUACCAUGUCAAAAUGUUUUAGCGACAUUUAAUACAAGUGGGACCAAAACAUUGAUAUUUAAGGGACAAGCAAUUGUUUUAUUUUGGUGGUCUAAAAAGGGACUCUAUAUUUAAAGAACUGAUCCAUGUAAAUUAUAAAGUAUUUAGGCGAAGGACAAGGUCGAUACAAGGCUCUGGAACAUGGGACUCGCCAGAAGCAUGAAUGUCUUGUGUCCGACAACACAGAGGAAACCUGACUGGCCAUCCUAAAAUACUGUUAGGAAAGAUGCUUAACUUAUGGCACGAGGAUACGAGACUCCCUGUUUCAGAAUGUGUAUCUGUAUGUGACACUGGGCUGAUGUCUGAGCUCUUCUCAGAAAGUGAGUGAGAGUAUGUGUGUGUUCAUCUAAUACACAGGUAAGUUAUCUGUAACUUCACUUUGUAAAGCGAAUGAGAUAAAUAAUAGAAUACCA